CUACAGCUGAAUCAACAAUGGAAACCCUAACUACAAAAACUGAAUCAACAAUGGAAACCCCAACUACAACAACUGAAUCAACAAUGGAAACCCCAACUACAACAACUGAAUCAACAAUGGAAACCCCAACUACAACAACUGAACCAACAAUGGGUACACCGGAAAUGACAACAACAACUGAAUCAACAACGGGACCGGAAAUGACUGCAACAACUCUAUCAACAAUGGGAACACCGGAAGCGACUACGCUAAUUCGACCUGAAGUAUCCACAUCGUCAACUACUAAAUCGACGCCGGGAACACCAUUAACAACCACAACGACUCCUCCGCGUGUUACCCUAAGUCCCGGAUCAUCUACAGCAGCUCCUGGCAACCCUAUUCCUGCUACACCACCACCCAUUUCUGCUGCACUGGAGAGCGCGACUAAUAACGCUACCUAUCCGAAUGCGACCACCUAUUACCUACUUUCGACACACCGCGUCCUAAACAUCUUGCAGAAUGCAGCCGAGCUUACCUUCAACGAUGUCCGAGUAACUGCCAAUUAUUUUCGAGAUUUCGCUACAAUGAACCCACCUGAAGACCUACCGGAAGGUGCACAGAAAGAUGCUGUCGAAACCCUGCUUCAGAUAACUUACCAAAUAGUCAGCGCCGAAAGCUCUGGAAAACUAAAAGUAUCGCCUUCACCGGGAAACGGCCACCGCGCUGCAGUGAGCAUCUAUCAAGCACUCGAGCAAUUGUACCACAAACUGCCGGCAAGCGACGAGUCAUACAUACGAGUAUUUAUUACUCCGUUCUGUGUGACUUAUGUCUACUCGACGGUAAUCAAUGGAUCUUCCCAAUUCGACGAUCUGAGAUUUUCUAACAACUUGGAGAUCGGUGGUUUUGAUUGGGGAACCGGAAUUACAGCUGUAUGGAACGGCAGCACUGGUUCCGUGACCAGUACUACUUUCAACAAGGAUGUUUUGCGAGAGGUUUUUGAGGAUUUAAAAAAAACUGUUAAUGCAACAGAAGCCGCCAAGUUCACAUUUUCGCUUUCCGCGAUGGUGGUGUUCAAAUUUGCCGAAGAGAUUCCUGCCAACGAGCUGAACGAAAGAGCAAGCCCGUUAGUCUUACUGGCGUCCUUAAACGACGAUUCGCAACGGAGAAAUAAUAUCGUCACUACUCGGCAUAAUGUCGAUAUUCUUUUUAAUUAUCCAUCGGGAGCGAAAAGGCGACACGCAUGUACUUUCUUAAAUUACGGAACCGACCGGUGGUCGAUAGAGGGCUGCUCUCUUACCGCUAAAUAUCCGAAAUGGGACAACACAAUCGUGGAAUGCACGGGCGACCAUUUGACGCCAUUUUCACUAUUCUUAACGUUAUGCAGCAGUUUAUCGAGAUCCUUGGUUCCAAACGAUGCGGCAUUCACGAUGGAUUUAGCGGUCGUGACUACGGCCACCACGGGUGUGGCGGCUGUCUGCUGCGUUUUCGCCCUUAUUAUAAUCAUGGUGAAAAUUUAUCAGAAAAGCGUUGUCUUCGACGAAGUGAUGUUUACACGGAUGGGCUUGUGGGUGGCACUAUUGGGAAUGUAUACAUUCUCCAUUUUCUCCCAGUUGAUGGUUUACAUUCCCGAAAUGUGUGGGCAGCAAUUUUGUUUGGCCAGUGCCAUUUUGGUGCACUGGUUUGCAUUGAUGAGCAUUGGAUGGACGGCAGUCCAGACCGUCGGCGUCAUUCAAGUUAACGCUGUACCCGGAAGAGUAUGGGCGAAGGGUGAAUAUUCCUGGAUACACAUACAGUGGAUUCAGGAUGAAAACUCUACUGGCAGCAUCCUUUAUCCCAAUACUGUUUCCUGUUUCUGGCGUCUAUUCCACAUUUUUCCGAGGACACCACGAAAUUUUUCCAUGGCUACGGUUAUGCAAGUGAUGAGAAAUGGUGCUGGCUGGAGGGCGAUCACUUGUGGAUCCCUUGGGUGACCUAUGUUGUACCUUUAUCGGCUGCAGGCGUACUGAACCUAUCCGCGGCGAUACUGUAUUUAUACACAAUCAGAAGACAGGAGAAACAAAUGGCGGUUUCGGACCAGCGUCUCCGGAAGCGUGUGAACUCUGCAAAAAGAAAGCUGCAUGGAGUGAUCAUUAACACAGGUUUGAUGGGAUUGAUCUGGUUGAGCGUGUGGCUGGCCCUUUUCUCUUGCAUAAUUGACCGGACACUGCAGUACGUGUUCGUUAUAUCGCUGACGGUGGCAUGUGGAUCGCAGGCGGUCUAUGUAAUCCUUUUUCAAGGAAUAAUUCCAGAAAAGUCGUCAAAGCGGCCAAAGAGCCCUAACGGUAGUCCAACCGGGCGU
Paramacrobiotus metropolitanus is the source of this 2317-nucleotide messenger RNA. RefSeq lists its product as uncharacterized. The transcript is spliced from 8 exons. The record is from RefSeq and is a predicted model, not a curated record. The coding region runs from base 18 to 1949 and encodes 643 amino acids. Lineage: Eukaryota; Metazoa; Tardigrada; Eutardigrada; Parachela; Macrobiotidae.